AAUUUUUUCCCCCUCUUGCAAUACUUCAGUUCUUUUGCAGUUGUAUGUGGCACUGUUUUGACUCCAUAGAGUCGCUGCUUCCAAAAAAACGAAACUUGCAUCAAAGUUUCGUUUGCAGCUGUUCUGUCAUAAGAGGAAGACUUCGACACAACACAGGUGUUCCAACAAAACAUGGCGGAUGAUCGCGACGAUCUCAGGUGUUCCGUCUGUCUGGAUGUCUUCAGGAACCCAGUCAUUAUUCCCUGUGGGCACAGUUUCUGUAAGGACUGCAUUACAGGUUUGUGGGAUCAGGAUGUGUGCAGAUGCCCUCAGUGCAAACAAACCUUUUCCAACAAACCUGUUGUCACUGACUGGCUGCAGAUGAAGGAGCUUUCUGAGAAACUGAUGAAGAUGAGACCAAAGGCUGAGGAUGAUGAAGAUGCUGAAGCCCAUGAAGUCAGCUGUGAUUCCUGCACCUCCAGAAGAACCAACGCCGUGCAAUCCUGCCUCACCUGUGUCUCCUCAUUCUGCAGAAAUCACCUGGAGAAGCACAAUGAUCUCUUCGGAUGGAAGAAACACCUGCUGACCGAAGCCACGGAUCUUCAGAGCAGAACCUGCUCUCUCCAUGACAAACUGAUGGAUGUCUUCUGUCGCACUGAUCAGAAGUGUGUCUGUCUGCUGUGUGCUAUACAAGAACACAAGAACCACGACAGCGUCUCAGCAUCCGAGGAAAGAGCAGACAGACAGACGAAGUUAAUGGAAACACGUGAGAAGUUUCUGCAGAACAUUCGAGACCGAGAGAAGGAUUUAAAAGAGCUAAAGCAGGCAGAAGCGUCCGUCACGUGUUCAGCGCAGACGGCAGUCUCUGAAAGCGAGCGGAUCUUCAGUGAAGUGCUGUGCUCCGUUCAGAAAACAAGCGUCCGCGUGAAAGAACUGAUCACAGAGCGACAGAGAGAUGAACUCAGUCGUAUUGACGGACUUCAGGAGAAAGUCCAGCAGAAGAUCUCUGACCUCAGGAUGAAGGUGUCUGAGCUCGACCAGUUCUUGACCACUGAAGACCACAUUCACUUCCUGCAGAAUUACCCAGAAUGCACGUCUGAAGAAUUUGAAGAUCUUUCCAACAUUUCUGAAAAUCCAAAAGCCUUUUUUUGCAACGUGGAGCUGCUGCUUUCUAAAAUGCAAGAGCGUUUGCUGGAUGGCACCAAAGACACCGAGACCAAGAUCAAAUCUGGAGAAGUUGUGCCUCCUAAAGCCGAUGCACCUGUCUCAUCAUCGUUUAUAGAUUUUGCCAAAAAAGAAAAUGAUCCUGCAUUGAAUUUUGGUUUUGGUAUUUCUCCCAAACAACCUGCUACAACAGGAUUUGGAGGCUCUCUAUAUGGAGGUUUUAAUCCGAGUAAGGAUAAAGCAUCUUUGAUCUUCGGUGCUCCUCCUACUCGCACCUCUGGUGGAUUCACGUUUGCCAGCAGCUCUUAAUCUGUUCUCAAAUAUGAUUGAAAGACAGAAUGGCUCUUACUGUCUGUGUCUGUAAUUCUCCUCUGAUUUGCCUCCCUUCAUUAAGAAUCACCUCUGAUAACAUAAGUGUGUUUGCUCUCACCUGUGAUUGUGAAACUGCUUUCAGCUGCCAGUCAGAAACAGAGCUGACCGUUUGAGUAAAUGUUGUGUAAUAAGGUUUAUCGCUCAGUGUUAUAGGAGGUAUAAUUGUUGCUUUGCGUGCAGAGGUGUGUGAACCCAGAGAAUAAACGCUGAAGACUGUGAACUCAUCUCCUGUGUUU
Messenger RNA from Onychostoma macrolepis, 1751 nucleotides. Its product is annotated as E3 ubiquitin/ISG15 ligase TRIM25-like. Lineage: Eukaryota; Metazoa; Chordata; Actinopteri; Cypriniformes; Cyprinidae. Bases 172 to 1452 code for a protein of 426 amino acids. The record is from RefSeq and is a predicted model, not a curated record. Gene Ontology annotation, molecular function: zinc ion binding. The transcript has 5 exons.